Molecule: messenger RNA, 1425 nt
Organism: Funneliformis mosseae
Lineage: Eukaryota; Fungi; Glomeromycota; Glomeromycetes; Glomerales; Glomeraceae
Source: the annotation of a GenBank genome assembly
AUGGAAGGAAAUCACUUUACCUUCACAUGGAAAAUAAGUUGCUUUAACGAGCUAGUGGCUAGACACCCAAAUGGUAGUUUUUUCUAUAGUGAAAGAUUUUGGUCACCAAGGGGUCAAAGUGUAAAAUCAAGUGACAUCAGUGUCAUUAAUGAACAAAAUAACUCUUACAAUAAUACGGGAUAUUUAUGGAGGCUAAAACUGUUUCCUAAUGGUGUAGAUAAGAUAUCAAAUGAUUUCAUUUCUCUUUAUCUUGAAUCAAUUCAGACACAUUAUGAGAAACAAAAUAAUAUAACGGGAAGGCACACGAAAUUUCAAUUAUCACUUUAUCGAGAUUUAAAUAUUCCAACCACAAAGCAAUCACCUAUACUUGUAAUAGACCGUCAUACCUUGGAGACGAAAUUUGAAUUCAACGGAGUAAAGGCGGAUUAUGGAUUUGCGAGGAUAGUUCCUCUUAGAGAAAUAUUCCCAAAUGAUGCUGAAGUAGAUUUAAUAGUUCGAGCUCAAAUCUUUGAAGAUGCCAUCACUUCUGGAGAAGGUUCGAGUUCAAUGGACAUAAAUAAUGUUUCACUUAUGUCCUUUGAGAGGUAUUUUGGAGUGGAUAGAUUUUGUGAUGUUGAAUUCGUAUUUGAUUGUGGUUCAAACAUGAAAGCUCAUAGAGUUAUCCUUACAGCUCGAUCAACAUACUUUGAAAAAAUGUUGGAAGGAGAAUGGUUGGAAGGUCAUAUGAAAACCAUCUCCAUUAAAGAUAUGCCAUUUGACGCGUUUCGAUGUAUUGUCCAUCAUCUUUACACCGGAAAACUGGAAGAGGGAUUAACAUUUGAGCUUUUAAGGGAGAUUUAUUCUAAGGCUGAUAUGCUUAGCUUAGAACAACUUGGUCGAAUGGCUGCCAAAAGGAUCAUUAAACUGAUGAAUCAUGAAAAUUGGGAUCAAAUCUUAAUGUUGGGUUGGAAAUAUUAUGAUGACCGAUUAAAAGAUGCUGGUCAAGAUUUCGCCGUAAAACAUUGGAACGAUAUAAAGGAUACUGACAACAUGAAACAAGUGUUUGCAAGUGGUCACGUUGAUCGUAUUGUUGAAUUGGUCUUACAAAGUUUUUUUACACCGAAUAAUAGGAUAGGGCAAGAAGGAUUACAUUCUUCUUUGAAACGACUGGCAUUGUUAAAAUUCUUACCAAUAUUUCUUCCUUCUAAAAAUGGAAACAAUUCGUUUGAAGUGAAUGUUUUUGAAAAUACGGACAUACUAAGAAAGAGAAAAUUAUGGCAAAUAGAGUCUUCAGAUUUGGAUUAUAUACACAUGCGGGAUCAACAACUAGAGAAGCAUGUUAAGAUUAUCCGAGAAAAUAGAUACGAAGCUCAAUUUAGUGAGCAAACCCAAAGUCAGCUUUUUGAGACAACACAUCUUAAUGAAUCUCUCAAGUAUUUUAAUUGA